AGGGAGAUCACUCGCGCCCUUGUCUCGAAGCUGAGAAGAAAUGGAAAUGCGGAAGCAGUGACAGGAACUUUUCGGAACAUCUGUUGUUUCAAGUGACAAAAGAAGAGAGUAUCACGGCAUCAUCAUGGUCCACCGAUGGGAUCUGCGACAUCGAAUUUUUAAGUUAGGAUGCAAAGGAAUAUUGGUGUCUGCUGUGGUUUUUAUCGCUGGCUUCGCAGCCCCAGCGUGGCGAAAUGACAGGGGCUUAUGGAUGAUAUGCGAAAGCAAGUGCAUAUCUUUGUCUGAAGCAGGGAUAGGAUACAUAGCUUGGUUCGAUGCUAUGCGGGCCUUGGAAUGUUUAGCACUGUGUGCCUACAUUUUCUGCAUAGCUUUUGAGGUGUAUGAAGACUUCAUCUCAAAGAAUGCUCGUAUUGAAAGUAGGAAAGUUGAGCUUCUUGCUGCCAGUGCUGGUAUUCUUGGACUCGUGGGAAUCAUUGUCUAUUCAGCAUUUACUCCUGUAACUUCUGGAUCAAGUAGCAACUUGCUAUUUCCCCCAGUGUACCUCAACUGGGGCUUUGGAUUGGUCACUGCUGCCUCAGUGCUGGCCAUCUUGUUUUCGAUGGCGAUUGCAUAUGGACGUACCAAAGCACUCCAGGAUUUGGCCUCUGCAGCCGCUGCUGUCAAUGUUUCUGCAGCUGCUCUCGAUCCGGAUAUUAUUGCUGUGAUGUGCAGUGGAAUGGCUGGGAGACCUACAGGUGAAGGCCUUCCUCCAACAAUGCACUUCACAACCAUGCUGCAGCCUCCACCAUACAGUCUGUGCACUCAAGGACCUGGCAGCAUUGAACAGCCACCUGCUUACUCUGAGCUGGAGCAGGCAUUCAAAGGUCAAAGUUCAACUCCUGUAGAUGUCAAGCCUCCCCCCUACGUACCCCCACAGCCUGCCCUUUCCUUACCACCAUUACAGGAGGGUACUGUAGUGCCAGUAACAGAAGCCCCAGGACUGGCACCCAGACCCAGUCCACCUCCAUAUCACAGUUCAGAAAAUCGGCCAGCCGAGACCAGCUGUUCCAUGCAGAUGCGUCCUGCAGGAUUUGCCUCGGACUCCACCAGGUCAGCCUCCUCUGAAGGUCAGAGGUCAACAACACAACGUGGGCCAGUGUAUUACAUCAUGAAACAGGGUCAGUUGAUCCCAGUAUUCAUGGACAGUGAGUCAGCUGAUCCUGGGAACCAGGCACCCCAUUAGGACAUUUGACUUGCUGAAAUCAAAAGGCAAACAUAAUUUUUGAAAAAUCAAGAAAUAUAUUCAGACCUUUAAUCUUGACCUUUGUAAUUUUCUAUAAAAUGUGUGCUAAUUAUCUUUGAAGAGUAGAAUUUUAUUUUAGGUGGCUAAUUUUAUAACACUGUGUGUGUGAGAGAGAGAGAGAAAGAGCAUGAUGACUUGGCAGCCAUGAGGGGGCGUGGGCAAUCGGUGGCACGGUGGCUAAUUUUACUAAUUCAGGGGUCAUGGUUUCUAUCUCAGUUCAACACACAUCUCUCUCGAUGUGAGUUUUAUUUACAGGCUUACUGUUGGAGCUUUUCUUCUUCUCUGUGUGUGUGUGUGCAUACAUGCAUGUGAGAGACUGGAGUGAAAGAGUUAUUUGAAUGAAUUUGUACAAUUUGUACGUACUGAUGCGUUACUUAUGCAACAUCAUGUGUGUGAGCACCUAGAGCCUGCCUUUGCAGGUGAGGAAGACACUUUAUAAAUCAACAUCAUCAUUUUGAUUUGUAAAUCUCAAUGUUGUAAAGAGUCUAUAGCAGUGAUGAUACAAAACAAAACUUAGUUCUGAUUUGACUGUGCAUUCUUAGUGAUACGUUCUUUGAUUUCUUAAUCAUUGAUUAUUAAUCUAAAUUUGUUCUCUGUGUCCUUUUGAUCAUAAUGCAUAUCUUAAAUUUCAAGUGAAUAUUUUCAGUUUACUUGUGACUCUGACAUUUCAGUUAUGGCCAUUUAAAACACUGCUUGUUAUUUUUUUUGAAAAUUAUGGCCACUGCUUGCCAUGGCAAGGAACAUUAAUGACAGCUCAUUGUAAUUCAAUGGCACGAUGGAAGAAGUUGUGUCUUAGCUUAAUUGCACCUGCUUAUAUAGCAUCAUUGAUUUGUUUUUAGCAACUUUUGUGGGCUUUUUCCUUUACAUUCCUUACUAGAUAAUUAUACAUUUUGAGAGUAUGUGUGGCCCGCCUCCACAAAAUGAGUCUAAAGUCGCACAAAAUAAUCUUGUAGUAGAGGCCCAGAAAGGUGAUUAGGGUCUACUUUGUGCGAUCAGAUUUACACGCUUCAAACCUUUAUAACUCGCUCAAUUUUAUGACUAGAAGAACAACUUUAGUAAUAAAAGAUAGAUUAAAACCUAUACUAUAUGUAUAUAUACAUUUUUAAAAUAUACAAUUUGCAAAAUCUCAUAUUAUUGACUUAGGAAUAAUUGUGUGGUGGCGGGUCACAUUGUUACCUAUAAAAUUAAUAAUCUUUCUAGCCUAAUGGAUAUUCUAAUAAUGUGUAAUACCGGUAUCGUAUGUACAUUAAAUAGGAUAUCCUGUACAGUAGAUGAUGAAGCCAAUUUUAGUCCUGUAAUGAAACCUAAAAAACAGGAAAAUUUCAUGGUCAUAAAAUAUGUAGUGAUAGGUGAUAGCAUACUGACUCUCGCUGGUCAUUGCGGAUGAGUGAGGUCCAAAUUAUGCAGUAAAUAGCCUGGAUGCUGUGCGAGUAACCUUCAAUUAGUUAAAAUGUAAUUAAUGAAUCCUGUUGAUUAUAGUGUAGCGUAUACUACAUGCAGUCCCAUAUGGUUUAGGUAAGCAAGCUAUAUUUCAGUGUAUGUUCUUGGAGCUAAAGUGUGCUAUGACAAAUAAAAAAAUAUGCAUUCACUUCUUAUUUAUUGUCGUCUGUAAUCUAUAAACAGAACAACAGUUCUCAUAGUAGUUACGGCAAUGUAUUUGAGUUGGUGCUUACUUACAUAGAUGUGAGGAAAUGUGAGUGGGGUUCACAUAAUGCAGUCAUGUAAACAGCAAUGCAGGCUUGUAAUGCAUCUUUAGUGUUCUGUUCUGUGUCUCUCACAGUGCUAUGAUCAAUUGAUUCAGCCUCAUGACUGCCAUGUGAACUGUAUGUCCUGUGGAAAUCAUAUUUAAUUUUACAUCCUUUGUUAUUGUUUUUAUAAUUUUUGAAGUUUUUAAAUAUUUCAUGUCUGGUAAUUGGGAAACUAUUUUUUUCUUUCUUAUACCAUUUGAGGCUGAAGUUACACUUCCAGUUGCAUGAGUACAUAUCACUAUAUCAUAUUAAGUGAUCUUGUUUACAUGAUGUGCUACCACAUAUCACAUAGCAUACGAACAAAUGGCAUAGGGUACCAGACUGUUUUGCUCUCGAUUGUUGAACUGUGAUUAUAUAUUAGUUGUGACUUGGGAAAACAAUAAAGAAGAAUUUGUAGGAGUUUUUUUUUUUUUGACAGCUGUAUAAAAAAAGCCAUGUUUUUAGAGACACAGCUUUUUCACAAUUCUUAUAACUUCACACUCUCCCAGUUUUAUGGGACAGGAAGUUUUUAAAUGCAGUUGUCUUCUAUGCUUUGAAAAGUAUAGUUAUUUUUUUUUUGAUGAUAUUCAGUGGUUGUGAUCUUUCAUGUGAACGCAUGUAUGCGUGUUUGUGUGUGUAUAAGAGAAAGGAAAUUCUGUGGAAAAUGUUACUGUGCAUAUUUUUAACUGUUAUCUUCUUGAGCAACUUGGUGUUAUUGUUAUAUGGCUGAGUGUGAGGGUUCUUAAUUUUAACGUGGCAGUUUGAUUUCUUAAUUAAAGAGAAAACCACUUAAAAAAAAGUAGUUAAUUGCCAAUCUGUUACAGGGUUUUCUGGAAAAUAAUAGCUUUUAUUUUCAAUGUUCUUUUAAGAAUGAAUGUAUUCCUAGACAUCCCAGAAUGAAGGAAAUCGUAGUGCUUGAAAUAUAUAUUUUGAUGUCUCCAGAUAUUAUUUUCUCUCUUUUGUUUUUGUACCGCAAUGUUUGUUAGCAGCUCAAAACAGUGGUCUUUUGCAGUGCACACAGGUUAAACAUCUCAGUUUUUCUUAUAAAUGACCUGUCCUCACAAAAAUGAUUGUAACAGGCGAUUAGUCUCUCUUCACAAGUGACUUAGGUAUGGACCCUUUCAACUGAUUAUACCCUCAAUUGUUUCUAAGAUAAGCCAUUCGGCAGGAAUCUUUUGUCUGAAGAAAGAAUUCAGACCUAGGGCCUAAGGCAUGCAUUAAGAGAGUCUAUAUCGAUUUAAUUCGAGAGAUAAGAGAUGAUAUUGUGACAGUUGGGAAAGAGGAAUAUGUCUUGUAUAUAGUUUCUUUGCGUUGCUGCUUGUAUAACUCAACAUUGUUAUGCUGAUGUUGAUACUGUGGAGAAGCUGUGCAUGAAGGUGCAGCCAGACUCAGCACAAAAACAUUUAGGACCUGGUGAACUACAGCCAGUGAUCGGGUAAGAUUUGUGCAUUUUUGUUUUUUAGUUUCAUUUUGAACUGUAUUCAUGCUUGCAACUAAAUAAAAAAUACAUAUCAUUAA
Messenger RNA from Pomacea canaliculata, 4527 nucleotides. RefSeq lists its product as uncharacterized. The coding region runs from base 125 to 1222 and encodes 365 amino acids. Lineage: Eukaryota; Metazoa; Mollusca; Gastropoda; Architaenioglossa; Ampullariidae. The transcript has 3 exons. The record is from RefSeq and is a predicted model, not a curated record.